Molecule: messenger RNA, 219 nt
Organism: Aspergillus lentulus
Lineage: Eukaryota; Fungi; Ascomycota; Eurotiomycetes; Eurotiales; Aspergillaceae
Source: RefSeq, a predicted model, not a curated record
AUGUCUGCCUUAUUCAACUUUCAGUCACUUCUCCUUGUGUUCCUGCUUAUUAUUUGCACAAGCACUUAUGCGCACUCCAUCAUGCCAGGAAUCAUGGACCGCAACCAGCGUGGGUUCUUCGGGAUAUUCUGGAAGUGCGCUCGGAUUGGAGAACGUCUAAGCCCGUACGUUAGCAUUUGCUGCGUACUGAUGGCGGUCUCAAUUUUCUUUGGUGGCUGA